This is a messenger RNA of Drosophila santomea, 1881 nucleotides long. RefSeq names its product 4-coumarate--CoA ligase 1-like. Gene Ontology annotation, biological process: fatty-acyl-CoA biosynthetic process; long-chain fatty acid metabolic process. The record is from RefSeq and is a predicted model, not a curated record. The transcript is spliced from 5 exons. Gene Ontology annotation, molecular function: long-chain fatty acid-CoA ligase activity. Lineage: Eukaryota; Metazoa; Arthropoda; Insecta; Diptera; Drosophilidae. The coding region runs from base 224 to 1831 and encodes 535 amino acids.
UGCAGAAAUACUCUUGGCAUUAAUAAAAAAUAUUUUAAUAAUUGGCAUUUAUACAUCAUCUUAUCACCCACAUACUCGUGUUAAGAUAGGGUGAGAUAAGACAGUUGAUGAAGGUCUUCUUUUACUGGAAAUUUUUGAAGUUCCCUUCCGCUAUAUAUACCGUCUUUCCCAUCUCCGACGGACAGAAGUACUUUUGAUUUCGACCGAAAAGAAACGCCCAACAAUGCAGGGACUGCCAACAAUUUACGAUGCGAAGGACCGUAUCUGGAGUGGAGCCAAGCGGGCCAACACCUACACCGAUGAGACAUCCAUUGGUAGUGUAAUUUGCAAAGGGAUGAGGAACUGGCCCAGAAACGUUUGUCAGAUAAUCGAUGUGGAUGGUGUGGAAAUGACCUUUGGGCAGGGAAUCACUUGGGCCAUUCGGAUUGCCCAGAUCCUGAAGAAAAAAGGACUCAAGCAUCCAGAUGUAAUUGGGAUUGCGGCCAAAAACUCAACAUACGUAACUCCUGUAGCUGUGGCCUGCCUUUUAAAUGGAACACCCUUCCACGCGGUUAAUCCCGUGUCGGACGAAGCCACUUUGACACACAUUUUCUCGAUAACGAAACCAACUGUGAUUUUCUGCGAUGGUCAGGACCACGAGAAACUCCGUGUUGCAGCUAAAGGAUGGCAGCCAGAGAUUUUCACGAUUACUGACUCUGUUGAAGGAGUGCCCCAUAUCGAUACCUUUCUGGAGCCAACUACCACAGAAAUGUUUUACCAGCCAGAACCUCUGAGGGAAGGAGGUAAACAGACCGUGGCCAUCCUCUGCUCUUCGGGAACCACUGGCUUACCCAAGGCUGUCUGCAUUUCCAACAGAGCUCUCUUCUCGGCCACCGAUAUGAUGAACAGCGAAGUGGUCGUAUUUGCCGCUAGUGGUCUGGAUUGGUACAGUGGCCUAAGGUUAUUUAUCUGGAGCACUGUGGUGGGCUGCACCCGGAUUAUAACUAACAAACCAUUUUCACCGAAAUACUUUGUAAAGCUUGUUGAAAAGUACAGGAUCAACACAGUUAUAUUGCCUCCUCGCCAUAUGUCUAGUCUGAUCGCAUUUCCCGGGGCGACGAAAGAAGCCUUGGCGUCCCUUCGCAGCGUGACGUAUGGAGGCGGAUUUACGUCCAUGGCCACAUUGAAGAAAAUGCAAGAGCUCUGUCCAAAUGCAAAGUUGGUUUCAGUAUACGCAUUGACUGAGGUAGGAGUUGUAUCCUAUAAUAUCGGACUCGGAAACGUCAACACUGCAGGCAAGCUGCGUUCGGGCAUAAAGAUUCGGAUCGUGGACGAUGAUGGCAAGAGCCUGGGUUACAACGAGCAGGGAGAGAUCUAUGUGCACACGGGCCUUCCCUGGAAAGGAUACUAUGGUAACCCAGUGGAGACUCAACGAACUCAGGACGACAAAGGAUGGGUUCAUACCGGCGAUCUAGGCUACUUCGAUGAGCAGAACCAGCUCUAUGUGGUGGACCGCAAAAAGGAGGUCCUCAAGUACCAGGGAAUCCACUACUGGCCCUCUGAGAUCGAGGGCGUCAUCUCAGAGUUGCCCAACGUGGAGGAAGUUUGCGUCAUCAGCAUCUAUGAUGAGCAGCAGGGCGAUGCUGCUGGUGCACUGGUGGUGAAGCGUAGUGGUUCCUCAAUUACCGCCAAGGAGAUUUCUGAUCAUGUGGCCAGGAGGCUUCCCUCCAUUCAAAAGCAGCUUCAUGCUGGCGUCCAGUUUACGGAUAAGCUACCAGCCAAUCCAAAUGGAAAGACACUUCGACGAGUGGCGCAAGAGGAAUUCGUUGCGAGAAAGGGUUCUAGGAAAUAAGAAUUCAAUAACACACCUGGUAAAAUUCAAAUAUUCUGGUUUAUACCGAG